CCCAGGAUCCCCUGCGGCGGGGGCGGGACAGCCUGCGGGGGCGUGCCAGAGGCUGCCGGCAGCGUGCUAGUGUUUGUGUGCAUCAGGAGGCGGCUGAGGAGAUUGGAGCUAGAGCCGGGACAUACGAGUGUCUGCCGCGAUGUCCGUGCAGGUAGUGACAGCGAAGAUGGCAGACGUGGAGCUGAAGGAAGCGCCCAGGGAGACGACGACGACUGAAGCGGCUCUAGCGACCCCGAACCCCGCUGUCCUGAAUAACGAGCCCGACAACAACACCGCCGUGUCUCCGCUCAGCCAGCCGGUGAAGGGGGUCCCAGCCUCUGCCAUGAAGAGGACUGACCCGGCGCAGCGCCCAGGGGAGGGAGCCAGCAGCCCCGAGGGCGCCGUCAGCGAGGCCCCUCGUACAGUGAAGAAGCAGAUCCAGUUUGCGGACCAGAAGAGAGAAUUUAAUAAACGCCCAACAAAGAUUGGACGGCGCUCUUUGUCUCGCUCUAUAUCCCAAUCCUCAACUGAUAGUUACAGCUCUGCUGCUUCCUACACAGACAGCUCAGAUGAUGAGACCUCUCCGCGGGACAAACAGCAGAAGAACUCCAAGGGCAGCAGCGAUUUCUGUGUCAAAAACAUCAAGCAAGCUGAAUUUGGCCGUCGGGAGAUUGAAAUUGCUGAGCAAGAGAUGCCUGCAUUGAUGGCUUUGCGCAAGAGAGCACAAGGAGAAAAACCAUUGGCUGGAGCCAAGAUUGUUGGCUGUACGCACAUAACUGCGCAAACUGCGGUCCUCAUUGAGACAUUGGGAGCUUUAGGAGCUCAGUGUAGAUGGGCUGCCUGCAACAUCUACUCUACUCUUAAUGAAGUGGCUGCAGCCUUGGCUGAAAGUGGUGUUCCAGUCUUCUCUUGGAAAGGGGAAUCAGAAGAUGACUUUUGGUGGUGCAUUGACCGGUGUGUAAAUGUGGAGGGUUGGCAGCCCAACAUGAUUCUCGAUGACGGCGGAGACCUCACUCACUGGAUAUAUAAGAAAUAUCCUAACAUGUUCAAGAAAAUAAAGGGCAUUGUGGAGGAAAGCGUCACUGGUGUGCAUCGCCUGUACCAGUUGUCUAAAGCUGGAAAGCUUUGUGUUCCUGCCAUGAACGUCAAUGACUCUGUCACCAAACAGAAAUUUGACAAUUUGUACUGCUGUCGCGAGUCCAUCCUCGAUGGUCUGAAACGAACAACAGACAUGAUGUUCGGGGGCAAGCAGGUAGUGGUGUGUGGCUAUGGUGAGGUUGGUAAGGGAUGUUGUGCUGCUCUUAAGGCCAUGGGAUCCAUUGUGUAUGUGACAGAAAUUGAUCCAAUCUGUGCCCUGCAGGCUUGCAUGGAUGGCUUCAGGCUUGUCAAGCUCAAUGAGGUGAUCAGACAAGUGGAUAUUGUCAUCACGUGCACAGGGAACAAGAAUGUGGUGACUAGAGAACACCUGGAUCGUAUGAAGAACGGCUGCAUUGUCUGCAACAUGGGGCACUCCAAUACUGAGAUAGAUGUGGCAAGCCUGCGCACUCCUGAACUGACAUGGGAACGAGUGCGCUCUCAGGUUGACCAUGUCAUUUUUCCUGAUGGCAAGAGGAUUGUUCUUCUGGCUGAGGGACGACUGCUUAACCUGAGCUGUUCUACUGUUCCCACUUUUGUGCUAUCCAUUACUGCCACAACUCAGGCACUCGCACUCAUAGAACUCUACAAUGCUCCUGAGGGGCGAUACAAGCAGGAUGUCUACCUUUUGCCUAAGAAAAUGGAUGAAUAUGUGGCAAGCCUCCAUCUGCCCACUUUUGAUGCCCAUCUGACUGAACUUUCUGAUGAGCAGGCCAAAUAUCUGGGUCUCAACAAGAAUGGUCCUUUUAAACCAAACUACUACAGGUAUUGAGUGCAUAUGAAGACUGCACACCAGAAGCUGCUGGAAGAUGAGAAGAUUCUGGAUUAAAUCAAAUGAAAUAUGAAGCCUUUUGCAGCCACUGUACAGCCAGCUCUUACUACAAGACUUGGACUUUCUGCCAUAUUAGCAAACAUUCUACUAGGGUAUUUAUUAAAGUGAAGAUGCCUAGAAUAUACGGUCUGUGCGAAUUCACAGAUUGUUUUUUGGGGGGGCUUGUUCUUAGGUCUCUGACAAGUCCCUCCAGAUUUAUGCUGUACUUAUCCGUUAACACUGCUCAUCCCAGCAGCACAUGGGAAGGGGAACAAGUUAACAAGCGUGAAUCCUGCAAAUUAUUUUGCAUUAACUUGCAUUUUUAUUUUCUCUUUUAAUAUUGAUGAUUCUAAAGGAUGUGAAGAGCGGAUGUCUUAAUGAAAACUGUAAAGUGACUUAAA
Bufo gargarizans (Asiatic toad) is the source of this 2325-nucleotide messenger RNA. It is a transcript of the gene AHCYL2, whose product is annotated as adenosylhomocysteinase like 2. The record is from RefSeq and is a predicted model, not a curated record. Gene Ontology annotation, biological process: L-methionine cycle. Bases 140 to 1885 code for a protein of 581 amino acids. Gene Ontology annotation, cellular component: cytosol. The transcript is spliced from 17 exons. Lineage: Eukaryota; Metazoa; Chordata; Amphibia; Anura; Bufonidae.